This is a messenger RNA of Formica exsecta, 3188 nucleotides long. RefSeq names its product dynein regulatory complex protein 11. The transcript has 13 exons. The record is from RefSeq and is a predicted model, not a curated record. The coding region runs from base 331 to 2682 and encodes 783 amino acids. Lineage: Eukaryota; Metazoa; Arthropoda; Insecta; Hymenoptera; Formicidae. Gene Ontology annotation, molecular function: ATP binding; ATP hydrolysis activity; protein binding.
AUUGUGAUUAUUGUCCUAAUCCUGCUUGAAUCUAAUAGAAGACACGUCGAGAGAAGAGAAUCGAAGCGCGCGAAGCCAUCAUCAGCUUCAUCCUAGAUUGCGAAUCACAGAUGUCUAUAUCCAAUAAUAUAGCUGCUCGUGAUCGAAGGAUGUUACCAAUUUUUCUCUCCGCCGUUCGUUCUUUCGUUCAUCGUUACACGAUUUCUGCCCCGUGACGUCAUCCAGUUGCCAGGUAACCGACAAUCAGUUAUAACGACCGGCGAUAGAUAUGAAUUUCGCAAGUGCGUUCGACAUUUUAUUUUGAACGCGCUUACCGAGGAAGAAUGUCGAAUGCGACGUACGACGAGCUCUGGAGGGAGGCCCAGACGUUGCUCGCGGAGACGAUCCAGGCAGAUACGGUGCUCCAGGGCGCGAAGCCGCAAAAGGAUCGUAAUACAACCGCAGAAACGCCUGCUACUCCAGAAAUCGUUGAACGCGAGUCUGGGCAGGGUGUUGGAGCUCAAACACGAUCUGGUCAAUAUCGAUCUAUCGGAACACAGCUAUUACGACGACGCGUUGCUCGAGUGCGAGGUGACACCGCAGGAAACCGAGAUCCAGAUACCAAAGUAUUACAGGCGCGAACGUGCUGUGGAAAUCGCGGAGAGACGGAGAUUCAUCGAGGAUACGCUCCGAAAUUUGGGCGCGCUUCACGAGGCCAUCGUGCCGAAAAAAAUCACCGAGUCGCAGGCUAUAAGACUUAUUCAGGCGCAUGAACGAGCAAGACAAGGUAGAUUGCGAUAUCAAUUUAUGAAAGAAAUCCGUGAAAUGAAAGAAAGAUCGACUACUAAACCAGAAGUCGCUGACGAGGAUGAAGCAAGCGAAAAGCUCGCAGCGCUGAAAAUUCAGAAGAUAUGGAAAGGAUAUAUCACUAGAUGCCGUGUUCGCAAGAGACGCCUCGAGGAGAUGCUGUUGAUAGGAAUGCUGCAGCCUAGUCAAACGAUUACGGAAAAUGCCAGACAAGCGGAGAGACUGAAGCAGCAGAGAUAUGAAAAGCAAUUGGAUUUUCAACAACAAUACCAAGAUCUGAUACUGGAGGCGAAAGAAAGAAUUCGCAACGAGAAAAGCGCCGUCAUGGAGGAAAAUAUCAGGAGUGAAAUUCGAAAUUGGAUCGAAACUUACUUUCAACAAACUGGGAAAAUACCCGAUUUACCAUCUGCCGAAAGUGGUGGUUCGCGCAUGAUUUUCAGCAGACAGGGAACUGAAAGUACCGUGAGCAAAUCCACCGCAGUAUCGUCGAAAGAAUCGAAGAAAUCGAAACGCUCAAAAUCGAAAAAAGAUAGCGAAACGGAGCAGUCGGAGGAUGAGACGGAUCUAGGAUUCAAAUCGGUUCCUUCCAAUUUCCUACCGGAAUUGAUUCACGCAAAUCAGGAGUAUCAGGAUGUCUGGAGGGACAAGGAUGAAUCCUCGAAUCCGAUGCAACUACCUUAUUGCGACAUGAUAGAAGCGAAGAAGACGAAGGAAGUCGAGGACGAAGUCAGAGCAGUUGUGGAUCAGGCAAUAAGAGGCGAUAUAGAGGCUCUUCAGGCUGCGUUAGACAGGGACAGAGGAUACAAGGGAAAACGCGCGAAGAAACCACAGAAACGUAUUCGCAGGAGCGGAAAGAAAAAUAAGAGAAAGAAAGAGAAAGAUCUGACGCCCGAUAGAACAACCGAGUCCCUUUUCGAGGAGCUUCUCACGCAGGGUAUUAUUAAACUUCACCCCGAGGUUUCCCUGGAUGAAUUCAAGGGCGAAAAGUCGUUCGUAAACUAUGAUCUUCGUAUGAAGGAGAAAGAUCCUCUUCCGACGCUUGGUGACAUAAGGCAAUUAAUUGCCGAAUACUGCAUACUUCCGCUGGGCAAUCAAGUUCUGAGAGAAUUCACACCACUCGUACGAUCUGUUCUCAUAGCCGGUCCGCACGGUAGCGGCAAAAAGUUUCUGGUGAACGCGAUCUGUACGGAAGUCGGAGCUACGCUCUUCGACAUCACGCCGGCAAAUAUAGCUGGCAAAUAUCCCGGCAAGUCGGGAUUGAUCAUGCUUGUUCAUUUAAUCUCGAAGGUAUCACGAUUGCUGCAGCCGUCAGUGAUCUUCAUGGAUGACGCAGAAAAGCCAUUUGUGAAGAAAGUACCAAAAACAGAUAAGACUGAUCCGAAACGUUUGAGGAAAGAUCUACCGAAACUUGUCAAGAGUAUCACGGGUGAGGACAGGGUUCUGCUUAUCGGGACAUCCAACAAACCUUGGGAUGGCGAUCAAAAACUCUUGUAUCAGACUUACGACAAAGUCAUUUACAUUCCUAGACCGGACUAUGGAACUGUGUCUCUCAUAUGGAAGGAUCUAUUGUACAAAUACUCUGGAAUUAAUCGCCAAUUUGAUACAUCGGCUAUGGCUAAAGCGUGCGAUGGUUUCACAAUCGGCGCCGUUUUAGCAACAAUUAAUGAGGUGAUGACUACAAAACGUAUGGUACAACUACGAACUCAUUCUUUGACACAUGCCGAGUUGGUAAAUGCGUUGAGUUUUAAGGAUCCAGUAUAUCGUGAAGAGGAAGACGCAUUUUUAGCUUGGUUUUCCAAAACGCCAACCUGUCGACGGAAACAAAAAGCUGUUGAAUUGGAACUCGAAAAAUUGAACGAAGCAAAUGAGUCGCAAAAAAAGAAAGGAGGAAAAUAAUGGAUAUAAAUCUCAUGUAAUAAGAAUAUCGAUGUGACAUCUCUAUCUGCAUCUCUGGAACCUAAUUUACGAAAAUCCUUCGAAAAGUGAAUCAUUUGUUGGAUUUUUAUCUGUGGCUAUUUAAAGAACAUAAUAUAUACAUCGGCUAAUAAGUUGAUCAGUUACAAGAAACAAUGAAUUCAAAAACAGUGGUCAAGAAUUGAAAAGAAAGGUCUUGGAUCUUUAAAUGUUUACGACGCAUAUUUAUCUUUAAGAAAAACUGCUUUUAACAUGUGCUGGAAUGGAACUUAAACUUAGGUAAUGUUCAUGAUGAAAAAAGAUCUAUUCUCGGAUCUAUAUAUUUGUCAAAUUCUCCAUUUCGAUGAGCCGCACCUAAAAAUCUGGCUCAAAUGUAAUAUCUAAUCUAAUCUUUUUGCAUUAUCGAUGCUAUUACAUUAUUUUAGUGACAUUAUUGCUAUAUCGGAAUAUAUGAUUCGUAUAUGUAAAAUCGCUCGUUGCAACGAACC